AUAAGUUAGAAUCGGUGCACACUGACCUGCGAAACCAACGCUGCACGGGCCAGCACUUCACCGGGCUGUCACGCAACUCGGGAGCCGGCACGACGCACUCGUACUGCACCAGUCCGAACAGUUCGCAGUCCCUCGCCAGGUCAAUCCGACGGCCGUCGGCGGGUUUUCGCACCUUGCCGUCGGGGCCGAUUUGCGCGAGUGAGGGCAAUUUCUGUGCCGGGAACAACUGGCAGGGCGGGGCCAUUGCUUCGGCGGGUUCUCAGGCUCGGCAGACUGCGCGGGCGAUGCAAACGGCACGGAGCGCGGCGGCAGCGAGCCUCGGCUCCCGCCUGCUCGGAGAGAUCGAGGAGACGACCCUGGAAGAGGUGCUGGCCUCGCUCCGAACAAGCUUCGCAACUUCGACCAAGACCGACAACAACAACAGCGGGAACGAUGGCAACGCCGCUUUUGCGCCCACAGCGGGCCCGCAACUCAAAACAUUUCCAAUUGGGCCCCUCAAUGAGCUCGUCGGCCGCCAUUUCCGGGCCACGCAGUCGGCCCCGCUGGCUGUCACCGGCCGCCACCGCGAGCUGCUCUACGUCCUCGUUGCCACCCUGGUCUCCCCGCCCUAUGAGAAGGCCGUAAGCAUUGUUGACUUCGAAGGCUGCUUCGAUCCUGUCCGACUUCUCUCCACGUCUCCCAUCGAAGAGCCAGCGGCCACGCGAACGACUGCCACAACGACAACCGCCCUGCCACCGCGGCCUUCCCUGCAGCGCGCCGACUUGGACCACGUCCACAUCCUACGGCCCGCUCGCGGCAGCUUCGCACACGUCGCCGACUGCCUCGCAUCCAUCGAGGACUACAUGCUCUACGGCUCACACCGCAGCCGCGGCCGGGAAUGGUGGGGCACGGUGGUCAUCGGGGGCGGCUUGAACCCCGCGGGAAGCGCCUCGGCCACGGCCUCCGCCUCCAGCCAGGUCGCCGUCACGGCUGACUGGAAGGGCUGGCUGCGCAUCGACCGGGCAGCGGUCCCGACCUUCGCGGACAUGAGCGCCGAGGAGGCGCUGGCCGACCGGGACAGGAGGCAGGUGGCGGUCGAAGACGCCGGCUGGGUGGCUACCUCCCCGUGGGGAGGCUUCACGAUCGGCAGGAGGGAGAGAGACGGUUCCACCGCUCACUCCUGUAGCUGACGCCAUGCUCGGGCCAUGCCAUGCUCUCAUGGUGGCAUUGAUGACCACUGGUCCAUGGGAUAGGCUGGGAGAGCGCACCCCGGGAAGGCCUCGGGCACCAACCGAGCUUGUCUGGUCGGCGUGCUGCCGAUACGAGGAUAACCCCCGGAAGCCGUUACGAUCCACAGGCA
Molecule: messenger RNA, 1339 nt
Organism: Thermothielavioides terrestris NRRL 8126
Lineage: Eukaryota; Fungi; Ascomycota; Sordariomycetes; Sordariales; Chaetomiaceae
Exons: 2
Coding region: 285-1169 (294 amino acids)
Source: RefSeq, a predicted model, not a curated record